AUGGAAAAUGAGAACAUUGUUUGUGAGAAAAAACUUUUUGUAACGGAAAAUAAUCAAAUGUUUGCUCACGAAAACAGCGAAAUAAUUACAAAUACAUAUGAUAAUAGAGAAGAAGAGAAAGACUCAUGUGUCGAUUUGAAAGAUAAUAAAAUUAAUACGUUGACGGACAAUAACAGUCCAAGCGAUUGUCCAGCUUCUUCGCUUGAGCUUAAAAGGGAUUUGGUGCAUUUUACUGCAUUGCCGAAUUCAGAAAACGCAGAGCAAGCGACUGCUGGAGUUGACUGCAGUAAAAAAGAAAUUAAGAGUCAACGUUAUCGCCAGGGGACUGUUCAAUUCCUUGUUCGAGAUGGCGAAUCUUUAACGGAGGAAUGGGUUAAACAGGAUGAUCUGAACCCUACUUUUAUUUCAAUGUAUUUGGAUAGUUUGGAAAAAAUUCAAAAUCAUAAUAAUAAAAAUGAUAAUCAAAAAAACAGAACAAAAAAUUCUCAUGAUAAUGAAGAAAGGAAUUCCCGGAGCAAUGCUAAACGCCCGAGAGGGCGACCCAGAAAAGAAAAACCCCCACCUGGUCGACCAAGGUUGACGACGACGUCAACGAAAGAUCACGAAAUUAAAAAUUUGAAAUACCAAAACAAUUAUGUACCUAGUGAUUCCAGUAACGACGAACCAUUUGCUUCAAAUCCCUCUGACAUUAAAUCUGAGGAUAGUAAAUCCGAGGAUAUGAUUAUAGAAGAAUCAGCAUCUCAGAAUUUCAGUGAACUUCUAUCAAGUCAACUUCAGGAUUACUUUACAAAAAAAGUUCCUGCUAACGAUUCUAUGGAAGAAGAAACAGAAAGUUCUUCCGACGAAACUUCAUCCAAUUGCUCUGGAGAGUCGGAGAAUUUUCGAGUAUUAAGCAUUCACAAAGACACCCAUAAUGAAAUAUACUUUAAAAUUGAGAGUAAUGAUGGAUCCGCAUCAUUGAUAAAACGAUCGGAAGCUAAUUUACUUUAUCCUCAAGAGGUUCUUGCUUUUUAUGAGUCCAAGUUGACUUGGAAUUGCCAAUGA
Ambispora gerdemannii is the source of this 1044-nucleotide messenger RNA. The record is from the annotation of a GenBank genome assembly. Lineage: Eukaryota; Fungi; Glomeromycota; Glomeromycetes; Archaeosporales; Ambisporaceae.